Molecule: messenger RNA, 1008 nt
Organism: Nymphaea colorata (pocket water lily)
Lineage: Eukaryota; Viridiplantae; Streptophyta; Magnoliopsida; Nymphaeales; Nymphaeaceae
Product: RING-H2 finger protein ATL74-like
Exons: 2
Coding region: 195-674 (159 amino acids)
Source: RefSeq, a predicted model, not a curated record
UAUUCCUUCUUCUCUCUUGCACACUCGAUGGAGCUCAUCUUUGGGGUGAGACUCUUCCGGCGGCUGCUUGCCGAACUCGCAGCGUCGACAGGAGGAGGUGGCGGCGAGCCGCCAAACGGGGCGUGAACUCGGACGAGGUCGUCAUCCUGACGUCGCUACUCUGCACCCUCAUCUGCCUCGUCGGCUGGGGCUUCAUGACGCGCUGCGCCUGUUGGUGCCGCUUCGGCUUUAGCAGCGGCGGCAAUGACGAUUACGACGAUGUAGAGACCAAUAAGGGCCUCAAGCAAAAAGCCAUCCGUGCUAUUCCCGUCGGGGCCUUCGACGCCGGGGCCUGCAAGUCCACCAACUGCUCCAUCUGCCUGUUCGAAUUCCUCACCGGCGAGCAGGUGAGGGUCUUUCCCCUUUGUGGCCACUGCUUUCACCCAUCCUGUAUUGACACCUGGCUCUCCUCCCACUCCUCCUGCCCAUCCUGCCGCCGCCUUCUCCUCUCCCGAAAGACUGCCGCCCCUCCCCCUCCUCCGUCGCCACUGCCUCCAACCGUCCGGAGGUGCCAAAGAUGCGGGUUGCCGGAGAAUUGCUCUCAGGCGCCCGCCCCCGAUGCCGCCGCCAGUGGCGCCGGUAGGGAAUGUCGACCAAGAGUCAAUUACAGAGAAGGAAAAAAGCAUGGCGGGUAGUUGGAAGCUAUAAAGGUUAUUGCCUUCGGAUUGUUGCAGAUCUUUUGCGUGGGAAUUGACAGCAGUUUGGUACGGUCUUCAUCGACAAGACUUACAAGGAAGACCUACCUAACCCUUUUAAGGCACCCAUAAAACAUCUUGGUGUUCAUUUUCUAAACCUGCAGAUUGUACGCUACAGAGGAACACCAGCAACGGUUUGAGACAACCAAAGCUGACCCGGUGACGCUAAACUUGUUUGGAUCUCAAUUUUGCAUGUUGAUUCAAUUAAGAUGGUUUCCUAAACUCCUAGAUUUCUCUGUUUCAAUUUGAUGCUUAGAUACUCUCUCUCUCGCUA